CCUUUCAGUGUUGUCGAGCCUUGGUGGAAAUAGUAGCUAAUAUACAAUUUGAGCUUCUUGAACCAACACUUAUCUUCGCUAUCCUAUGACAGGUAGACUGUCAGACUGUUACUAAUUUUAGACUCAGUUUGUAAAGAUGUCCGAUUCAAUUGUCUCAUAAAGAUGUUACGAAUCAUUAUGAUGUAGAAGCCUUUUGAAAAUGAAGGCGACAAAAAGUUAUUGUCUGGUGCAUCUUCCAUUACAUAUACCACAUUAUGAGUCAAAUUUAUUUUUACAAUAAAUUGUAUUACAGUAAACUCUGGUUAGGGCUUACAGUCAAUUGUAGCUAUGAUCGCUUUGUGCAAGUGGGUCCUGAACAUUACAGAUGGGAUUGCUGCUGAUCUAUUGUGGCAUGUGCUGGUGCAUAUACAUGAAUCGGCACAGAUGUAUACCAUAUGUGAAUCCUUGUUCUCUUCAUUCUAAACUGGGCGCUAAUAAGAAGAGGGUGAGGGUAAUUAUGUGCAUAUAUGUACAGUAGUUCUCUGUCGCUAGUUCGGCCAUUUUAUUUAUUUAUUUGAUUAUACUCAAGAAUUUGUUCACCACUAAUAGCCGGAGGUGUCCAGUUUUACAUGUAUGGUAGGAGGAAACCUGAUUGACCUUUGGCAAGUUUCUGGCCGACUUGCCCACUUAUGGCAAAUUGUAUUGGUGGUAGGCAAGUAGUUUUCAGGCAAACUUAAAGCCUAAGAUGAGCGCUAUCAAGAACAGUGGAAACAGGGACAAAUUCUAUGACCGAGAAUGGGAUUGAUCUCGUGUCGUCUGAUGUGAUCUGUUGUUGCCAUCAAGAUUAUAGACAAAACACAGCUGAACCCAUCAAGUUUGCAGAAGUUAUUCAGAGAAGUCAGAAUAAUGAAACUUCUAGACCAUCCAAAUAUAGUAAAAUUAUUUGAAGUAGUAGAAACAGAGAAGACCUUAUAUCUGGUGAUGGAAUACGCAAGUGGUGGUGAAGUGUUUGAUUACUUAGUGGCACAUGGCAGGAUGAAAGAAAAAGAGGCUCGUGCCAAAUUCAGACAAAUUGUUUCUGCUGUUCAAUACUGUCAUCAAAAGCACAUAGUUCACAGAGACUUAAAGGCUGAAAACCUUUUGCUAGAUGGAGAUAUGAAUAUCAAAAUAGCAGAUUUUGGUUUCAGCAAUGAGUUUGUUCCUGGCAAUAAACUUGAUACAUUUUGUGGUAGUCCACCCUACGCAGCUCCUGAACUUUUUCAAGGAAAGAAAUAUGAUGGCCCUGAAGUAGAUGUGUGGAGUUUAGGAGUUAUAUUAUAUACACUAGUCAGUGGGUCACUACCAUUUGAUGGUCAGAAUUUAAAGGAACUUCGAGAAAGGGUUUUACGUGGUAAAUACAGAAUACCUUUCUACAUGUCCACAGACUGUGAAAAUUUGUUAAAAAAAUUUUUAGUUUUGAACCCAACAAAAAGAGCCAGUUUAGAGAUUAUUAUGAAGGACAAGUGGAUGAAUAUAGCUUUCGAGGAUGAUGAACUAAAACCAUAUAUAGAGCCCAUACAAGACUUUAGCGACUCUCUACGAAUAGAUAUCAUGGUCAAUAUGGGAUACUCCAGAAAAGAUAUAGAGGACUCCUUAGGCAAGCAAAAGUUUGAUGACAUCCAUGCCACAUACUUACUGUUAGGGAGAAGAACUACAGACCUGGACGGCAGUGACCGGUCAGGAAGCAGCCAAUCAUUGAAAAAUAUACAGACAUCAAACCGACCUAGCAGCGAGCACAAUGCCAACAUGAACCAGUCUCCUAACAAAGUCACACGCAGCCAGUCGGCCACCGGCGGGCAGAAGCACAGGCGGCUAAGUCACGGUGGGGAAUACAAUGGCACGUCAGGCGGGUCUCAUUCAUCAUCAGCGUACCCUCCGAAGCGACAGAACACAGACGCCAGCAGCACAAAAGAGAACGCCUUAUCAGCCCGCAUGAAGACCAGCUCCUCAGGUUCCACUCCACUCGAGUCGCCUAAAGUGGCGCAACAUAUUCCAAUGAUAGACGUCACACAUCGCUCUUCAACUGGUUCUGGUCGCUCCUCUGCAAAGAAGAACAGUGUGCCUUCGGGUCCGAACUCCUCCAAGGCUGGUGUGAUCAGUGGUACAGGGGGGAUCAGUCGUCGGAGAACCUUCAGUCCAGGGGAUACUAAAACACCAUCAAUAGAGAAAACUAGUAGGGUCACCAAUGGACAAGAUUCAAGGAGCCCCCUGAGUAACACAAGCUCUAACAGUAAUGCAACUGGUGACACAUCGUCUGCACGACCAAAGGGGCACGUGAAAUCGGCCAGCUUGUCACAACCUGCCUCCAGAUCAGCUGAGCUGCCGCCUCUUGAAGGAUCUGACAGCAUGCAUCGGCCAACAACUGCCCCAGGGAAGACGGCCGUGCCGGUGUCGCCCGCCACUGCCAACCCUCGCUUCCCCCGAGGGACGGCCAGCCGCAGCACAUUCCACACGACGCGAGACCGCCGCCAGCCGGCCAGCCCGGACAACGGCCCUGGUGGCCUCCCCUCUCACUGCCAGGAUACUUCUGCCAUGGGGGCAGGCCGACCCGGCACAGGAAUCUCUUUCUUCAACAAGCUUACAUCCAAAUUUAGUCGCAGGUCCAUUAAUGAGAAGGAGGGAGAGCAGAUCAAACCUCGGUCAUUGCGCUUCACCUGGAGCAUGAAGACCACCAGUUCUAUGGACCCCAACGAUAUGAUGAAGGAAAUCCGCAAGGUGCUUGAUGCAAAUAACUGUGACUAUGAGCAGCGGGAGAAGUUCUUACUGCUGUGUGUACACGGAGAUCCCAACACGGACAGUUUAGUGCAAUGGGAGAUGGAGGUGUGCAAACUACCUCGCCUCUCCCUGAAUGGGGUACGCUUCAAGAGGAUUUCAGGGACAUCCAUAGGCUUCAAGAACAUUGCUUCAAAGAUAGCCAAUGAAUUGAAACUUUGAUAUCAGCUGAGAGAGGAAGGGGAUGCAAUAGAUGCUGGGGAAGGGCUGGUGUAAAUACAAAGAGUGUAGACCCAUGAUCCCCGAGGGAAGGGUGCUGACCCUGUUUUAGCUGAACUGUCAGAAAACAUCGCUGGUGAUGUAGGUUUUUAUCUUUUGUAUACAACAGUGUUAGUUAACAGAUAUCCUUCCUCAGGGUUGUGGACUAUCAGAGCCUUCCCUCUUUCUCUUUCCCCAAUUGCAGCUCUAACCAUGUACCGAUUUGACCACAUGUUGGGUCUAGAGAAGACAUCAGAAGAGAAAUGAUUGACCGUGAUAAGGCACCCGUAGCUGUCAUUUCAUACUAUACCAAUAGUUUUUUUAUGGUUUUCACAUAACACUCAGUUCAUGUAGGUAAUCUCAUAACAUCUGCUUGAUCAUGUUUUUGUAAUGUUUCACUGAUUAUGCGGAGUUACGCCCUGGGCCAGGCUUCCUCUUGCGGCCACAUACCGCAGGCUUAUACAGGCUGGCGGGCCAGGCCGCACGGCUGAUCAUGCUAGGACGAGCAGCGGCUCACAUUUUAAUCUGGUUUUGUAUAUUGUUUUCCGUUUUUACCUGGCUGAAGGCCAGAGCUUGCCAGCCCAAGUGAAGGCUUCUGUUGCUGAUGUAGAUGUUGGUUGAUACAGACAACAUCAUCGCUGUUCUUGUUUCCUUUCUCAGACGUUUGUGUGUCCUCCACCGAACUAAUAGAAGUUAUCAGUUGUAAUCCAGUUGAAUCAUGUACAUGAAUGUCUUGUUUUCCCUUGUAAAUAAAGAUGCCCAAUAGGGGGCAGUUUUAAAUUAAUCAAUCUUGUAUCAUUUUCUAUGUGCCAGUUUUGAAUUCUCUGUAACGGUAAAGCAUAAAUGUGUAAUUGAUCAGUCCAAAGCACAAAAUGUUACCUCCUCUGGUGUCAGUUGGUACAACACUUCUCUUGCAGCCAAAACAAGAUUUGAAACUGCCUUACUGCAAUUAUUUGCAGUUAGAAUGGCAGUUCAACUUUUUUCAGUGGCAAAUCAUUAUUCUUUACAGUUUUUUUUUUUUGUUUUUUUUUUUUUGUACAUAAGAGAUUGUAAACUUUGUGUUGACCAUUUGGUCUGUACAGAGACUAGAGGCAGAUGACCACAGUUCGUGGCUUCCACUGCCAGUUGUUAACAUACGUGUAAAUGCCCUGUAUGUAAAACCCUAGUAUUU
Molecule: messenger RNA, 4159 nt
Organism: Liolophura sinensis
Lineage: Eukaryota; Metazoa; Mollusca; Polyplacophora; Chitonida; Chitonidae
Product: MAP/microtubule affinity-regulating kinase 3-like
Exons: 17
Coding region: 886-2952 (688 amino acids)
Biological process (GO): microtubule cytoskeleton organization; intracellular signal transduction; protein phosphorylation
Cellular component (GO): cytoplasm
Molecular function (GO): tau-protein kinase activity; ATP binding
Source: RefSeq, a predicted model, not a curated record